Molecule: messenger RNA, 1319 nt
Organism: Lathyrus oleraceus (garden pea)
Lineage: Eukaryota; Viridiplantae; Streptophyta; Magnoliopsida; Fabales; Fabaceae
Product: protein FANTASTIC FOUR 1
Exons: 1
Coding region: 282-1136 (284 amino acids)
Source: RefSeq, a predicted model, not a curated record
ACAAGUAAAACAGAUUAACAACAAAAAAAAACUUGCUAUUUAAGGGUAAUCACAUUCUUUAGUAGUAAUAACUAAUAAACCAACGUGGGACCCGGCACCGUUUACUGAUUCUAUCCAGCUCAUAUCUUAAAAACAAACUCUCCACCUCAUCUUUUCUUUGCCACCCCAUCAUCAAUGUUUCAACAUGAAUCAUGAAUCAAUACAUAAUAACAUCAUUUCUAACUAUAUAACACUCUUCUCCUCUUUUUUACCCUUUUCUUUUUCAAACUAAAAACUCAACCAUGACAGAAACAAAUACAGAUACAAAUACAUAUACAGAUACAGCUCUCUUUCUAUAUUACCCUAUUCCUAUUCUUCUCUCUUUCUCUUUUUCUCUGGCUCUUCCUUCUGUUAUUAACUUGUUCAAGAAAAAUAUUCAAUCGCUUUUCGAUCUAACUACCGUCACUACUGCACAAUCUCACUCUAUUUCUGGUUUGGCUCUCGUUACGGACAUCACCGAUCGCGAUAACCUUCCGGUUCGGAAUGUUCUUGAAUCAACGAUGUUGUUAAAUUCGAAGACGAUCGUUAAUGAAAAUUCUCCGCGGAUUGAAUUUCUCUCCGGUGAUGUUGAUGGAUUGAUGUCUUGCACGGAGAGUCUCGGAUUCGAGAGUUCCGACGAGAGAAGAGUUAAUGGUAGAACGGAUGUGAAGGUGAAUAGUGAUGAGAAGGAUGAGAUUUGGAGGAGGAAGAUGAUGAUGAAAAAAGCUGAAAGUAGAGGAAAUUGUAUGAGGUCGUUUCCACCGCCGAUUCCGUCGUUGAAUCGGAAUGGUAAACCUAGCUUUUAUCUCAGGCCGGUGAGGAAAGACGGGAGGUUGGAAUUAACGGAAGUUAGAAUACACCGACCUGAUAUCCUUCAUGCUUCACGGCAUGAUGGACGGUUGACAUUGCAUCUAAUACCAGAUCGAGAUAGUGAAGAAGAAGGAGAAAGUGAAGAAGAAGACGAAGAAGAUGAAGAAUUUGAGGAGGAAGAAGAAGAAGAAAAUAUGAGAAUUUCUACGGUAGUGGGAAAUAGUAAUGAAGGGUUAAGGAGGUGUCAUGAAAUGGUGAAUCAACAACAUCUUCUCGUUCAUGGGAACCAAAUUCGAAUGUGUGUGUGAUAUGAAAGGGAUGAGAGUUUUUAUUUUUAUGAGUAGUAUUUUAUUUAUUAUGAAUGAUCAAAUUUUGAAGUAUUGUUAUGUUAGAGAGAAAAUAAAAAUUGAACAUAUUAGGCUGUGUUUCCUUUUGUUUAUUUUCUUAGACGUGUAAAUAUUAUUUAUGAACUUGUUAAGGUGACUUUGUUA